Molecule: messenger RNA, 1272 nt
Organism: Lucilia cuprina (Australian sheep blowfly)
Lineage: Eukaryota; Metazoa; Arthropoda; Insecta; Diptera; Calliphoridae
Product: mitochondrial thiamine pyrophosphate carrier-like
Exons: 1
Coding region: 125-1141 (338 amino acids)
Biological process (GO): thiamine pyrophosphate transmembrane transport
Cellular component (GO): mitochondrial inner membrane
Molecular function (GO): thiamine transmembrane transporter activity
Source: RefSeq, a predicted model, not a curated record
UAUUUUCCCCAUACACCCCGUCCCCAUUUUUAAACAAGUUUAUAAUAGAAGAAAUUAAAAUACACACAAACCUAAUUUUAAAGAAAAAGACUUGAUUUUAUAGCAACGGAUAAAAGGAAACAAAAUGUCUAAAGUACCAUUUCCCCAAAUGAAAAAACAGGAACCGGAAAUUCCUGAAUUUAAUUCCGUGGUAAUACAAUUAAAACAAGCCUCUGCUGGGGCAGCCUCAGGUUUUAUAACUCGCUUUCUAACACAACCAUUCGAUGUACUGAAGAUACGUUUUCAAUUGCAAGUGGAACCGGUAUGUAGUCGUACGCCUCUCCUAGCGAAUGGUGCAAAACAAAUGCCUCCAACCUCCAAAUACACAUCGAUGAUGCAAGCCUCCCGUUUGAUCUACAAAGAAGAGGGACUUAUGGCCUUUUGGAAGGGACACAAUGCUGGACAAUUAUUGACCAUUAUCUAUACGGUUUUUCAAUUUUGGUCUUACGAACAAAUUGACUUAAAACUGCGCCACUAUGAGAAUUUGCGCGAGCGCAAACAUUUAAGAAAAUUUCUUAGCGGCGGUUUGGCUGGCUGUGUGGGAACUACCAUCUCUAUGCCGUUUGAUGUCAUAAGGACUCGUGUCAUCGGCCAGGAUCCUCAUCUUAAGGAAACAAGUAUUUUUAAAUUAGUUCCUAGCAUCAUUGAAAAAGAAGGUUUCUAUGGCAUUUUCCGUGGUCUGGGCACCACUCUCAUACAAAUCGGUCCACUCAUCGGUUUCAAUUUUAUGUUCUAUCACCAACUGAACGAUAUUUACAAAAAUGUGGUCAGCACUGAUCACCACCAACCACCUGUCUUGUGGGGACUUGUGAAUGGCUGUAUGGCAGGUGUUAUUUCCAAGGUGGUGGUUUAUCCUCUAGACUUCAUUAAGAAACGCUUGCAGCUGCAGGGUUUCCAGGAAUCACGCAAAACCUUUGGCCGCAAUCAGAAAUGUUCCAACAUUAAGGAGUGUGUUCGUGUUACCUUGCGGGAGGAAGGUGUUAUGGGUUUCUAUAAGGGCAUGUAUCCGACAUUGUUUAAGAGCGGCCUGACGACUGCUUUAUACUUUAGUUUCUAUGACAUUUUCAAGGAGCUAUGGGUACCCGAAGUCAGUGAUGAUUAAGUAUGGACAAAAAUAGAUUUUAAGUUGAAAUAUUUCCUUGAUUUUUUAAAAAAACAAAGCAAAAGAAAACUACAAAAGUAAUAACGAAUGAUGCUCAAAUAUUUAAAUCUUUGAUUAAGUAAUAAAAUUAA